ACCAAUCAGAGGAUUGUUUUUCUCUCACGUCGGUGCACGGAUAGUAAGCUAACGGAUAUUGCAAACAUAAACUAAUAUAAAGAGUUCGUGUUGUUUCUGAAGGCGGUAUAGCUCGGGAAGGUUUGUACACUUCGAGUUAGUCUUUUUUGCUGGGCUUUUAUUCGGGAGAAUGUGGAGCGGCCAUUACAGCGAGGACACGCGCAUUGGGUAACGUGAGCUAACGAGCGUUAGCAAUAGCCUGCUAAUUUUCAACGUUCCGCAAGGCCGCGGAGAAACACAAGAGCUGCUUCCUGUUCUUGCUCCAUUGAGAAUGUAGGUUACGUUACGAUUCGCGUUACAAAACCACACGGAUUGCCUCAGUAGCCAUUUCAGUGGUGUAAUCAAUUGCAUUUAAGUUUGUUUUAGUCGUGCUUGCAGGCUAACCAAGCUUGUUAGCUAUUCUGCUAGCUAGCUAGCAUGAGUGAACUGACGGGCUGCAAACAGUCCGCUGACUCUGCAUCGAGGAAACGGUGUCCAUCACCCGACCAUAAUGAAAGCAAUAAGAUCCCCUGCAAGUCCGCGAAAGUAAGUGACGCAUCAAAUGAAGCGGGGCUCACUUCAGAAAGUUGCAGGAACAGUGAAGCACAGAGUAAAGAAAUAGCCGGGAGCGAGGGCCAGUCAAGAGCUAGUGAGGGAGCUGCAGCUGCCGUGCAAGCGGAUCAGGGUUCAGACCUAACAGAUGGCACCAGUGCACUGCCUGUCAACAACUCCAGUGCUGACGGUCACGGUGCCAGCAACACAGAAAAGCCACAGUCCUCAGACGCACAUGGGUCUGCACAGGCAAGGGGGGAUACGGAGAAGACAGAGGGAGCAAAGCAGCGUCCUUCAGCUUCUCUGGACCAAACCGACUCAGCAGCCAUAGCAGCUGCUGAAGCACUUGCCAGUCUCACAGGAGGAGACGGGGAAGACAGUCAAGAGACUCCUUGCUCAUCUGAAAAGGCCAAACAGGUGAAACUGGGGAGCAAAUUCAAGCAACGCGGGGGCCACCAGUCCUCAAGGACGGGCUCUAAAACUCAGGCAGCUGCUGCAGACAGCUCCACAUCUGUGCACAGUACUGACAGAGAGGAUGCAGAUGAGAUGCCAGAGGCAGACGAAGGUGAUGAAUCCAUAUCUGGAUCGUCCUCCACUCCGAGCUCCUCUUUCCCAUCAGACAAUGAGGACAAUGACGAUGGGGAGUGUGCCAUUGUGUCAGUUAAGAUGGCCCCAGAGAUGAGACAGUCGGUGGCUCUCCUGGCACAGGUACAGAUGAGGCUGGAAGCUCUUGAGAAGAAAAGCGCCCGGCUUCAUCAACGGCUGGAGCUGAAGAUCAGUCGUCAGCGGCGCCCACAUCUGGAUCAGCGCAGCUCCAUCACAAAAACCAUCCCUGGCUUCUGGGUGACGGCUCUGUUGAACCAUCCUCAUCUCUCAGCUCACAUUGACGAGACUGAUGAAGAUGCUCUUAGUUACAUGACUGAUCUCGAGAUUGAGUCCUUCAAGAAUAAUAAACUGGGCUACAGGAUCCGCUUCCACUUCCGACGGAACCCGUACUUCCAGAAUAACAUCAUCAUGAAGGAGCUGCACCUCGGAAUGGGAGGAUCUCCCAUGUCGUUCUCCAACCCCAUCCUGUGGCACCGCGGACAGAACCUGACGGCCCACAGUGAACCCAGGAAGUCGUCACGUGGCGUCUACCAGACCUUCUUCAGCUGGUUCAGUGACCAUAGCAACCCAGGACAAGAUGAUGUAGCACUGAUUCUUAAGGACGACCUGUACAGGGACCCUCUGAGAUACUACCUCACUCCACUCUGGGAACCGCGAGAGAACGGCAGUGGUGGCAGCGGGGCCAGAGCUGCUGACAACGGUAAUGGAGAUGAGUGCGUAGUGAUCUCCGACUCAGACGAUGAGCCCGGCGAGGAAGCUGGUGAAGCUGAACAAGGUCACAGUAGGGAGGAGGAAGAGGAAGAUGAAGAGGAGGAGGAAGAAGAAGAGGAAGAAGAAGAAGAGGAGAGGGGGCCAAGUGCUGAUGAGAGUCCAGAGGAGAAGGACGAUGGUGGUGGAGAAAUUGUGAUUGACGGCUCUGAUGACAGUGAGCAGGAAGAGGAGGAGGCCUGAAAAGACGGAAGGAAGAAGGAAGAGGUGGGGUGUAUGUCGAAGAGGGCGGGUCAUCAAGGGACCAGAGACGAGGAAGAUGAGGAGGACGCCAAGAUGAUGAUGAUGAAAACCAGAGCAAUGUCAUUUUUAUGCACAGAAUAUAAGUUUUUGUUGUUUUAUACCUAAAAUACAUGGAAGCAUUUUAAAUCAGGGUUAACUGUAAUAAUAAAGCCAAGGCAGCAUGGUUUCCCCUCUAUUUUGUACACUCAGUACUGUGUAUUCUGAUUCACUUUUUGCAAAAACGUUCUUUUCUAAACCGGUUCUUUGCCAGUCAGUUCAUACAAGUAGUGUUCCUCUAUGUGAGGAGGAGCAUCGUACACACACACACGCCUGCACACAUGUAGGUGAGAUCUUGAUUGCCGCUUGUUGUUGGCAUGAAAUUUGCAUUGCAAAUUCUUCAAAAAAAAAAAAAAAAAAAAUCUUCCAGUGGCAUUAUUUAGUGGUCAUUUAAAGGCAAAGUUUUUAGAUUUGACGUCACAAGAUAAAUUGGUAAUAAAGACAGUACGUGUCAGAUGCACUGAGUACUGAACCAAAAUUUGUUCUCAGGGAUGAUCAUGGUGAUAGUUUUAUCGAAAGAACCUUGCUGAUUUUCAGACAUUUACACUCUCUGGUGAUUGUUGGCUGUGUAUAAGGAAACGUGUACUCUACUGUAGUAAAUAGGAACAAAUAUUGUUUUAAUAUGCUACCUGUGUUUCUCCUUCUUCAUCUACAUGUUCGGUCUUGUUGAACACCAACCUUCACCCCCUGUUAAUGACCUGUAAACCAGCUCUGAUGUUUAAAGUCAUAGCGUAGUUUGACCAACGUUUCUGUGGAUUUUUUUCCCCCUUAGAAUUUAACUUUAUUUGAUUUUUUGCUUUCUAAAACAUUUAAUAUUUGUUUCCAUGUAAUGUGUUUUAAGGUUUGUGUUAUCUGCUUUUUUUUAAAAAGUUGGUAUUUAUUAUGUUUUUCUACACGUCCACAUUAAGGCAUGCCCGUGAGCAUGAACUGUAAGACAGGAUGAAUACAUUAAGGCUUUUUCUGUGCACAGUGUCGGUAAAUGUCAUUAAAACUUCACAGCAACAUUAUGGGGUGCACUGUAACAAAACUAGUAUUUGUAUUCGCUUACUUUUCUUAGCAAUGACCUGUAAAUAAUAUUUCAGCAUUGUCUUUUGGAUGAGACAAGUACACGUGUUUAAUCCAUGGAUGACUUUAUCAAAUAAUCUGGAGUUUUUUCAUAAACAUGAUCAGAAAGUUAUAUUUUGUGUGCUGUGUUUUAUAGAACACUGUAGUUUAAAGAUACCUAAUUGUUUGUUGCUUUGGUUAAUUUUGUUUGCUUAAAGAUAAAUGUCCACCUUUUGAAUCAGACCUAAUAAAAUAGGCAGUUGUUUCA
Epinephelus moara (kelp grouper) is the source of this 3535-nucleotide messenger RNA. It is a transcript of the gene tspy, whose product is annotated as testis specific protein Y-linked. Gene Ontology annotation, cellular component: chromatin; nucleus. NCBI's taxonomy places the organism in Eukaryota, Metazoa, Chordata, Actinopteri, Perciformes, Serranidae. The record is from RefSeq and is a predicted model, not a curated record. Gene Ontology annotation, biological process: nucleosome assembly. The transcript has 8 exons. Gene Ontology annotation, molecular function: chromatin binding; histone binding. Bases 457 to 2127 code for a protein of 556 amino acids.